GGUAGAACUUACUAAAAUUCCAAUAACCUUAAUUGAACACUUAUUAUCUAUAUUUUCAGGAUUUCGUGACACAGAUGGAAUAUUAUGUCUUGUUCCAAGUCUAUCAGCUUUUCGCGCAUCUCUGGGAUACAAUAUUAUUUAUGGAUUCAUUUGCAAUACUAUAAUUUAUCAUUGA
This is a messenger RNA of Ambispora leptoticha, 175 nucleotides long. The record is from the annotation of a GenBank genome assembly. Lineage: Eukaryota; Fungi; Glomeromycota; Glomeromycetes; Archaeosporales; Ambisporaceae.